AUGACUUCGCUUCUUGAAAUGCAAUUUCAUGGAUUUUUCUUCAAGUGCCAGACCAUGAUGACUGUGUUUGCUCCAUUUGACCAAGUCUUGAUGAACCGAGUUGGGAACUUGAGUGAGCAAUCCUCCAUCUUUCAUCGACAUGUGGUGCCCUUUGGGCUUUUGUGGAGCGAUUUGGUGAGUUUCAAUGAUAGGAUGGUGUUAAGGACUAAUCUAAUGGGGUUUACAAACAAUAUCACUCGAUCCCAAGACAUGUUGAUGCUCAAUGGUGUGUCGGUCAUUUUUUCGGAAGUGUAUCACAAUGCCUGGUUUUCGGUUCACGGAAUCAGUGAGGUUCUUGAGGUUCCACAUAGAACAAAGAGACUGUGGCUCUAUUUUGCUAGGGACAGAAGAACCUAG
Messenger RNA from Prunus armeniaca (apricot), 396 nucleotides. The record is from the annotation of a GenBank genome assembly. NCBI's taxonomy places the organism in Eukaryota, Viridiplantae, Streptophyta, Magnoliopsida, Rosales, Rosaceae.